CAGCCACUGAAUGGAGAAGAAGAAGAUAAGACCACAAACGCAAAUGGCGAGAAAAUCCAGGACCUUGGCUACGUACGACUCACCCUUGAGCGAGAAAGAGACGGAGUAGGAUCCCAUAACAGCCUCCCAAACCACCCAACACAUCUCUCACAUUCAUAUCACCAAACAAAGUUAGUUAACAAUUCAAAUGACUAGUGCAAUAACAAAACCAGAAUGUUAACAUUCCCGAGCAACCCACAACAUCAUCGUUAAUGGCGAAGCCAUAUUCCAAGAGCUCGGACUCAUCCAAAUUCCCUCGCUACUGCCUCCCCCUCCUCGUCUUCCUCGUCCUCUUCGCCUUCGUCUUCGUCAUCAACGUGGACACCUUCGUUUCUCAUGCCAAAGACAUUGCCCGAGGCCACAGCUUCCAUGAACAGACCCGCUUGUUCAUGAACGCCGAAGGCGGAAACCUUCACCGGGAAUUCGAAAUCACUUGGGGAGAUGGCCGGGCCAGAAUCCACAACAAUGGCGGCUUGCUGACCCUGUCCCUGGACCGGGCCUCCGGCUCGGGUUUUCGGUCCAAAAACGAGUACUUAUUCGGGAGGAUAGAGAUUAAGAUCAAGCUCGUCGCCGGGAACUCGGCCGGAACGGUGGCAACUUACUAUCUGUCUUCGGAAGGGCCGACGCACGACGAGAUAGACUUCGAGUUCUUGGGGAAUUCGAGCGGCGAGCCUUACACUCUCCACACGAACGUGUUUAGCCAAGGCAAAGGCAAUAGGGAGCAACAGUUCUUCCUGUGGUUCGAUCCGACGAUGGAUUUCCACACUUACACCAUCCUCUGGAACCCUCAAAGGAUUAUCUUUUACGUCGACGAGACGCCGAUCAGAGAGUUCAAGAACUUGGAGAGGCAUGGGAUUCCGUUUCCGAGGAGCCAGGCAAUGCGGGUUUAUUCGAGUCUGUGGAAUGCCGAUGACUGGGCGACGAGGGGCGGGCUGGUGAAGACGGACUGGACGAAGGCGCCGUUCACGGCGUUGUACAGGAGCUACAAGGCGGACGCUUGCGUGUGGUCGGGGGAGGCGUCGUCAUGUGGCUCACAGGACUCAAACCCGAGUGAUAAGUGGUGGAUGACGGAGGAGCUGAACUCGACGAGGAUGGAGAGGUUGAGAUGGGUGCAGAAGAAGUACAUGGUGUAUAAUUAUUGCGUGGACAAGAUGCGGUUUCCAGAGGGCCUCGCUCCAGAAUGCAACAUUUCUUAGUUUUCUUUCUUCUCUUGAAUCCGUUCAUGUUCUAUCUUCGUUUCUUUUCUUUUCUUUUCUUUUCUUCGUAGGUAAGUAAGUAGCUUACCAGUUAAAAUUAAUUAAAUUCUGUCUAUUUCCCGUUAAUUAUAGCUGUCAGUCUGUCAGUCAAUGAGAAAAUUUUGUAAUAAGGCUGUUGGUCAAUUGAUACUAGUAGCUAGCUAAUAUUGUUGUUUUUAUACGUAAUUUGUGACCGGUGGCUGUGGCUGGC
Messenger RNA from Diospyros lotus (date-plum), 1485 nucleotides. Its product is annotated as xyloglucan endotransglucosylase protein 7. NCBI's taxonomy places the organism in Eukaryota, Viridiplantae, Streptophyta, Magnoliopsida, Ericales, Ebenaceae. The transcript has a single exon. Gene Ontology annotation, biological process: xyloglucan metabolic process; cell wall biogenesis. The record is from RefSeq and is a predicted model, not a curated record. The coding region runs from base 252 to 1235 and encodes 327 amino acids. Gene Ontology annotation, molecular function: xyloglucan:xyloglucosyl transferase activity; hydrolase activity, hydrolyzing O-glycosyl compounds. Gene Ontology annotation, cellular component: cell wall; apoplast.